Messenger RNA from Symbiodinium necroappetens, 243 nucleotides. The record is from the annotation of a GenBank genome assembly. Lineage: Eukaryota; Dinophyceae; Suessiales; Symbiodiniaceae.
AUGCGCGAAGACCAGCGGCCCUUCUUCCGCCUCGCGGUGCAGCAAGCGGAGGCGGCCUACAAUAUCAAAGCAAACCACCCGCUCUUCUUCUACUGGAUGCAGGAUCCCGUUGCGGAGGUCCUGAAAUACCGCAGCGACGGUUUCAAGUAUGCACUUAUCGCCAUCUCCACUUUCUUUGCCUUCAACAUUCUGUGUGUCGCGGGGUCGGUGUUUGCUUUCUCCAAGCUCAGCCACGAGUUCUGA